Molecule: messenger RNA, 3567 nt
Organism: Amoebophrya sp. A25
Lineage: Eukaryota; Dinophyceae; Syndiniales; Amoebophryaceae
Source: the annotation of a GenBank genome assembly
UGAGCAGGCAUCUUUUCCCCCACUGGAUCAAUCUACCCGCCUCCCGAUUUGCUUCCCAAUACGCUUUGAGCGCUUUAUCCGAAAACGCAAACGCAAAAUGUAGGGUAGUCAUUUACGUCAUGUCAUGGUACCUCUUAAGUAGCUCACGUCAUGUCAUUUACGACCAUGUUGCACAUUUAUGUACAGUAAUUUUUCGCAUUCGCACAACUUGCUUGCACUGGUAACUGUAAGGCAAUUACAUUGACAUUUGGUUGUUCAUCUUGUUUCAUCCUCAAAAAAGGACUAGUUUCUAGCACAAAAUGACGACAUCAAGUUCUCUUUUAGUACCAGACAAGCGCGUCUUUGUUGACGUCUGCAUCGCGGGUGGCGGCAUCGGAGGCUGCGGUCUUGCUCGGUAUCUUACACUCUUGAAUUGCGAGCAUGGAGUUCAGUAUCAAAAUGCAUCUUCGAGCACUGGCGGUAAUCCGGCUGGUAGAUCUGGAUUCGGAACAACAGCUGGUGGCUCAACAUCCAGUUCGAGUUUCUCCUCUUCAUCUGCAUUGGCUAGUACAACGGCCAGAAACACACCGACUAAGCCAAACCGUUUGUCUUUCCUCCUUAUGGAGAAGGAUGCGAGCUUCCACCACAGAAAACAGGGUUACGGCUUGACGAUGCAGCAGGGGUCGCGUGCGUUGCAAAAACUACACCUAGCGGAGACGAUUUACACAGAAGACACACCGAACGACGUCCAUUACGUUUUCGAGCAUGAUGGCCGGUUACGGAGUGCUUUUGGGCGAUUAGUCAACCAUGGAGUUGAAGAAAAGGAAGCGAAGGAGGAAGUGAAAACUACAACAACUCCUUCUAGUACAUCAUGUGCACAGGAGGAGACCGCUAGAAACAAGCAAGUACAAGAUGUAACAGCAGGUGCAGCAAGUAGAGCAGACGAAAACAGUUGUACCAAAAAUGCUGCUCAACAAGGUACACCAUCGUCUCCAACACCACCCUGUUGUGCUCCCGCUGUCGCCAAACCAGCGAAGCAGUCCUGUAAACGCCACAACUUGCACAUCCCCAGGCAGAGAUUGAGAGAACUUCUCUCCAAAGAUCUGGAUGUUAGUUGGGGCUGCACUUUUCGAAGUUUCGAGUACGAUGAGCUUCUAGAUGAUUACCCUGUGCGGGUCUUUUUCGACAAGGAAGUUGGAACUUCUACUUCUUCUAUCCUUCUAGAAGUUCGCUGUCGCAUCCUCGUGGGUGCAGAUGGGAUCUACUCAAGGAUACGAAAGCAGGUUAUGGCGGAUUUUCCCAGCAGUGGAUGUGGGAGGACAACUAGUGGGGAUCCAACUGCAGCGGUGGGAAGCAACCUGCUAGACACCGGGGCGGUUCCUCCUACCACAAGCGAGAUCACUAAGACCACAAAAGAGGACGCCCAUCUGCCCUUCUCGUCAACGACUAAUGCUGAGACGAGUAUCGCGACUGUCCAUUUUUCUCCCACUACGACCACCUCAUCCACGCCCAUCGCCACACCAACAAGCGACAAACCUUCGACCAUCCCAGAUACCGCAGUACCAACUCAAUCUUCAACUACACCUACCACCACUACUGCUAACUCCUCGUCCUCUUCCUCAAUCACUCGCAUUACGCAUAUAAUUACCCGUCCUCCUGCUUGUGACAACAUGAAUCCUGCCGCGGCUUCAGUCGACCCCUUCAACUACCUUGGCGUUCUCGUCGUACUUGGUAUGGCGCCAAACCGCGAUCACUUCCUCUACAACCGAACGACUUUUCAGACAUCCGAUUUGAACACUUCGACACGUGUUUUCAUGAUGCCUUUCACCGAGUCUGAGAUCUUCUGGCAAUUGUCCUUCGCUAUGGACAAAGCAGAAGUCGACGAUUUGAUGAACAACUGCGAUAAAGAAACUAGGGAGAAGCGUGUGAGGGAACUGAUUUUAGAACGAUGUGGAAAUUGGCACGAGCCAGUAGCGGAAAUCUUGCUGAAUACACCUGGGGAUCGAAUCUCGUACACUCCGGUUUACGACAGAGGAGAAUCGUUCCCGUUUUUGAAAGGUAGUGCGGAUUCUUCCACCACUGCGUCAACGUCAACGUCAAGAGACUCCUUCCCCUCCUACUGGGACGCACAACAGCUGCCAAUAACUCUCAUCGGCGACGCGUGUCAUCCCAUGAGUCCAUUCAAAGGGCAAGGUGCAAAUCAAGCCCUGCUGGACGCUGUAGAGCUAGGAGAUGCGAUUUGGCAAUUGUUUAUGGAGCCGUUGCGCUAUAGAAAGCAAAUCUCAGAACAAGGCUGUCUCACGAAUGUGAGGCCUGGCGUGUAUUUGGGAAAGCGAGGGAAGGAGAGGAGAAGGAAAAAGCUUCUGGAACAAAAGGAACAAGGGGAAGUGAAAGCAGCAAUGGUGCAAGGAGAACAUCAUCAUCAAGAGGAAGUGGUGCAAGAGGAAGUGAAAGUAGCAAUAGAAGUGGUGCAAGAAGAACAUCAACAUCAAGAAAGGACGAAUGCAGCUUCUGAGGAGAAAACCACCACUGUUGAAGAUGUCUUACCCUUAAUAUCAGGUGUUGUACAAGAACAAGAGGGCAGCUUUGCACAGCUACAACACCAUCAAGUUCAAGUUCAAGCGGAGAAAUCCGGUGGUCGAAGACAAAACCCUUUGAUGUCUCGUCAAAGUUCCAUUGGUAGCACGAUCAGUAGCGUCACUGGAGGAUGCGAUAGAACCGCACGCUCCUCAGUACUCACCACAACGAUGACCGGCGCAGCGACUCCUCGUUCUGUCGCCAGCUCUACGGCUAGCAUCACUUCGUUUGCGCCUGAUGCUGCUUGUGUCGCUACAGCUUUAAGAAAGUUUGAACGGGAAAUGUACACUAGGGGAGACGCGAAACGUCUUGCUUCUGCACGAACAGCGCAAAAACUACACUUCGAAUACACUGAUGCGGAUGAUAGGUUAAAAGCAUUAGGCGUGAACUCAUGGGAGGAGUUCAGGGCUGAGGGCAUUGGCGUCUGGGACGGACCAAAAAUGCGAAGACGUAUGGUCGACUUUUUACAGAGGAAGAAGAACGAAGCAGCUAGUUGUUCAACAUGAUGAGUAAAUCUUCAUAGGUCUUUCAACGCACGUGCAUAGGAGACAUCUUCAUCUUCCACAUCUUGAUGAGGCUGACUUUGUUUCGCAAGUAAUAGAUCAUGAAGCGAUGUCCCGUGUUGUUUCGUUUUCAGUAUGUACCUUUUCUGGGAUACACUUACUCACUCUCUAUGCAGCAACCUUGCAGGGGCACGCUAUGACUAUGCAGCCGCUUGCAGCACCUUCAUGAUAUGUUGAACAGGCGCAUAAUUGCACAAAAGAUUCAUUUAGGUAAGCUCCCUUGUGGAACAUUAUGUAAAUUACAUUUCUUUGCUGCAUCACUGUUUUUUUCCCGUUCUCUCAGAUCGUAACGAUCUUCAACCGAGAUGAAAUCUCAAUGCCUCCGCUUCUCCUCGAGAGACUGCUGCAUUCAUGUCCUCUCCCUUGUUGUUGCGUGUCACUCAGGCGGAUCUUGGAGACUUUCAAAAACAAACAAAGUUCCUGAAAUGCGAGGGAGUGUGUUAGUGAG